Molecule: messenger RNA, 1272 nt
Organism: Miscanthus lutarioriparius
Lineage: Eukaryota; Viridiplantae; Streptophyta; Magnoliopsida; Poales; Poaceae
Source: the annotation of a GenBank genome assembly
AUGUUGUCCGACCAGGAGCUGGCCCAGUACGUGGAGUCCCUCGUUCAGCACACCGCCGCGCAGGGCGGCACCGGGAUAUCGGCGGAUGCCGUGGUGCGCCAGCUCGGGGCGCAGCUCGGCGUCGACCUCUCCCCCAAGGCGCAGCUCAUCCGCAGCGUCCUCGUCGCGCUCCUCGGCCCCGCCGCCGCGCCGGCGCCGGACCACGCGGCCUCGCGGAAGGACCCUUUCGACCCCGCAACCGCCGGCGGCGGCGGCGGCGGCGGGGCCCGCGCCGAGGGUCCUGCGCAGCAGCUGCCCUUCUCCACCUCCGCCGUCGCGUCGUCGGCCCCCGCCCCGUCGCCCGCCGUUCCCCACUUCUUCCCGCAGCAGCACCAGCACCAGAUGCAGUCUUUCCUCUCCGCCCCGCAGCAGUAUCAGCAGCACCAACGUUCCGGCGCGCCUCCCUCGCCGUUCGACGUCCCCGCGUCGUACCGCUACGGGCACCAGCCCUUCCCGCAGGCCGACCAGGCGCAGCUGCAGAGGCUCGUUCAGCUACAGCAACAGCAACAGCAGUUGGCCGCCGCGGCGAGAGCGGCGGCUGCAGCGGCACCCACUCCGGCGGAGAGCCCCCGUGCGCGGGAGCCGGCACCGGCGCCGGCUGGCUCCAAGAAGGACAGCAGUGCUAGUGCUGGAGCAAAACGAAGAGGUGGUCCUGGAGGGUUAAACAAAGUCUGUGGUGUGUCUCCAGAGCUGCAAGCUAUCGUUGGUGAACCAGCCAUGGCUAGAACUGAGAUUGUUAAGCAGCUUUGGGCGUACAUUCGCAGGAACAAUUUGCAGGAUCCUAACAAUAAGAGAAAGAUUAUAUGCAAUGAUGAGCUCCGAUUAGUUUUUGAGACUGAUAGCACAGACAUGUUCCAGAUGAAUAAGCUUCUAUCUAAGCAUAUACGUCCUCUGGAGAGUAAAAAUGAUUCGAAACGAGCAGCAAAGAAAUUGAAGCCAGAGGGUGGUGAACCAAUUCCUUCGGUUGAAACUGAUGUUAACCAAUUUCCCCUUACGGUUUCUGAUGCUCUUGCUACCUUUUUUGGUACGGGAGAAAGAGAAAUGGUCCAUUCUGAGGCUGUUAAGCGUGUCUGGGAUCACAUUAAAAGCAAUAAUUUAGAGGAUCCAGAGAAUCCUACAGUGAUACUAUGCGACUCGAAACUUAAACAACUCUUUGGAUGUGAUAGUCUUACUGCUCAUGGUGUCUCUGAGUUGCUUUCAGAACACCUUUACAAGCAAUCUACCAAGAUCUGA